GCACUGAUUGCCCAGACCACGAGCUGCUGAAAACGACAGGACAACAAGGAGAGCCGAGAAGGCACCCUGAACUUUGACAAAAGAGGUUCUCUGAGGAGUUAUGGGUGCCCACGGUUCCAGCCUGGAUGAAGUCUUGGCUGAGGACAUGCACCACUGGUACAACAAGUUCAUGAGGGAAUCGCCAUCAGGUCUCAUCACACUCUUUGAACUCAAGACCAUGCUACAGAUGCAGGGGAUGUCCGAGGAAGCCAGCGGCUAUGUGGACCAAGUCUUCUACACCUUUGACAUGGAUGGGGAUGGCUACAUAGAUUUUGUAGAAUACAUCGCAGCUGUAAGUCUGCUACUGAAAGGAGAGAUAAACCAGAAACUGAAGUGGUACUUUAAACUCUUUGAUCAGGAUGGAAACGGCAAGAUUGACAGAGAUGAAAUGGAGACCAUAUUCAAAGCCAUCCAGGACAUUACCCGGAGUUAUGAAAUUCCUCCAGAUGAUAUUGUGACUUUGAUCUAUGAGAGAAUUGAUGUCAAUAAUGAAGGUGAGCUGACAUUGGAGGAGUUCAUCACAGGGGCUAAAGAACAUCCUGAUAUCAUGGAGAUGCUCACUAAGAUGAUGGACCUCACGCAUGUCCUGGAGAUCAUAGUCAAUGGGCAAAAAAAGAAGGAGUGACUGCCAAUUUUUGAUGCAUUGCACAAUAAAAGGAUCCCAUCCUGAUUAAAGAUCAACUUUGUGGCUUAAAAGCGUAAAACAGACUCAGUAGAGGGUGAAAUCUGCUAGCAGCUUCUCUGUUAUUGUUUUCAUACACUUUUUUUCUGUUUCUGUGCCUCCAGAUAUCCAGUUAGCAGAGCUCUCUUACCCUUUUACUUUUACCUGAAUCACCUCUACAAGUCUGAAAAUGUCAUUCUCACAGGCAGAAAUGACACAAAAGGAGAUGAAUCAUGGUUUAAUGGAUCAUUUGUCCUAUUUGCUGGGGUGUGAAGCAUGUUCUUAGCAAUGGAUGUGCUCUAUAAUCCACUGCAUUUACAGUGACCCUAAAAUGUAUAUGGACACAUAAGCCUCAAUUAAAAAGCAUCAAAAUGACAGGCGUUUUUAAAUGUGACCUCA
Messenger RNA from Cyprinus carpio (common carp), 1099 nucleotides. RefSeq names its product guanylyl cyclase-activating protein 1-like. The record is from RefSeq and is a predicted model, not a curated record. Gene Ontology annotation, molecular function: calcium sensitive guanylate cyclase activator activity; calcium ion binding. NCBI's taxonomy places the organism in Eukaryota, Metazoa, Chordata, Actinopteri, Cypriniformes, Cyprinidae.